This is a messenger RNA of Nelumbo nucifera (sacred lotus), 1679 nucleotides long. Its product is annotated as S-adenosyl-L-methionine-dependent methyltransferases superfamily protein. The record is from RefSeq and is a predicted model, not a curated record. Gene Ontology annotation, molecular function: O-methyltransferase activity; snRNA binding; RNA methyltransferase activity. Lineage: Eukaryota; Viridiplantae; Streptophyta; Magnoliopsida; Proteales; Nelumbonaceae. Gene Ontology annotation, biological process: snRNA modification.
CACUGAAACCUCGGGAGGAGGGUCAUCUCGGCGAUUUUGAUCGCAUUGGGGCACAUUUGUGAUUUGUGCAAAAUUCACUCUCUCUUCACGCAUUGUUAUUGGCGGUUAAUGAAAACCCUACCAAAACUCCUUUCGCUUGUCUUCCAAGCGGCAAGCGGAGGCUGCGGAGUUUUCUCAACUUUGAUUUUUGGUGCCUUCCGUCUGUAGAGCAUCUGCUGGAACUAUGGCGAACGAUGAGAAGACCGAAGUGGAGGAUUUGAAGCCGAAGAAAAAUGCAAAUAAGAGAAAACGUAAAGAGUUCGCUAUCUACGGAAAUUACAGAAAUUACUAUGGUUAUCGUAUUGGUCAGAACUUACAGGAAGAUCCUCGACUAUCGGUCUUGAGGAAGGAAUGGUUUGAAGACAAGGAAUGCCUUGAUAUUGGCUGCAACCAGGGUUUGAUAACAAUCAGUAUAGCCAAAAAAUUUUGUUGUCGAAGAAUCCUUGGAAUAGACAUUGAUGGUGGUUUAAUUGAGUCUGCAUGUUGGAACCUUAGAAGAACUGUUCAAAUGGAAAAAUCCAGUAUCCAAUUCUCAAAUAGUAGACAGUCUGAGCAUUCAGAGGGAUCAAAUGGUAUAGAGAAUGGUGUUAGUGCAUCUUUAAAUGGAGGAACGAUGAAUCAUCCAAAUUCUUCAUUGUCCUCAGAGGAGAAAAGUCUGUCUGACAUAAUCUCUUUCCGUAAAGAAAAUAUUAUUAAAAGAUGUCAUGGUCACUCAGAGGAAUACGAUACAAUUCUUUGUUUAAGUGUAACAAAAUGGAUCCAUCUAAAUUGGGGUGAUGAAGGACUAAUUACAUUAUUUUCGGAGAUCUGGAGACUUCUUCGUCCGGGUGGCAUUCUUGUGUUGGAACCUCAACCUUGGAAAUCAUAUCAAAGCAACCGUUUGGUUUCUGAGGAAGCAUUGUUCAAUUAUCAUCGUGUUCUGUUCCGUCCAUCUCGUUUUCAGGAAAUACUUCUGGACAAGAUAGGGUUUAGGACAGUGGAGGAUGUUACUGUCAGUUUACCAGGCUGCACCACUGGGUUUGACAGACCAAUUUUAGCAUUCUGCAAAUGAAUUCAUUUAGGAGGUGAUGAGGAAAUAUUCGAACCAUAUUUUACUUUUACUGUAUGCCUGAUUGAUUAGUCCUUGGUUGGAAAUAGUGGUGAGAUAUUUCUUUGGACCAAGAAAGAAGAUCUUGAGUACAACUUUUGAUCGACAGCUGUUUUGAGUUUGAUUGUUGCUGAACCCAACCCAAGCAUUUCAUUUUGCACUUGGUGGUUGAGGAAUUUAAAUGACCCAAAGCCAUUCCUAUGGCACUUGAUAAGUUCACUUAAUCAAAGCAGCGAGGUAAUCUUUAUACUGGGUGAAAACAUGAUGUAUAGUACCCCAACAAUUUGACUGGAGAAUUCCCAUUUCUUGUAAAAUGUAGCCAAUGACUGCUGAAAAUUGGUGUACAUAUGAUGUAUCCGUGUAUCUUUAUCUUGAUUUUAUUACGUGUAACUGAAAACAUGUCAGCCAAAGCUCGAUGGCUGUAACAGUCUUGGCACAUAAUUUAGGAAAGCUGUGCGUACUGCUUAAUAUUUUUGAUUAGUGGAUUCCUUUUCUAUCAUUGCUUGUGUAAGAACACGUAGAUAAAAGGAUGAAACAGAAAACUUUAAAUGUA